Messenger RNA from Alligator sinensis (Chinese alligator), 1074 nucleotides. It is a transcript of the gene PLP2, whose product is annotated as proteolipid protein 2. Gene Ontology annotation, cellular component: membrane. The transcript has 5 exons. NCBI's taxonomy places the organism in Eukaryota, Metazoa, Chordata, Crocodylia, Alligatoridae. The record is from RefSeq and is a predicted model, not a curated record. The coding region runs from base 75 to 530 and encodes 151 amino acids.
CAAGCCCCACCCCCUCCCGUGUACCCGCGCCCGCGCCCAGCCUGGGCAGGGCAGCAGCAGCCGCACGCGGGGCAAUGGAGGCCGGAUCGGGAUCGGGGCCGAGCUGCCUGGGGCAGCUCCGCGCCUUCCUGAGCUCCCGCAAGGGGAUCGUGCUGACGAACGAGAUCGGCCUCUGCAUCAUCGUCCUUAUCUGCUAUGGGGCUUCCCGCACCCCCGGCUACUCGGGCGUUGCCAUCUUCGAGAUGAUCUUCGCCAUUGUCUUUCUCAUCGUCUUCACAUUGGGGCUCCACAAGCAGAUUACCGUGGUGCACUGGGGCUGGAGUGACUUCAUCCGCACUGUGAUUGGCUGCCUCCUCUUCAUCAUCACUUCCCUCAUUGUCAUUGUGGGACACCGGGAUGCAGCUGGAACCGUUGGUGGGGUCUUCGGGCUCUUGGCGGGCAUCGUGUUUGGGUAUGACUGCUACCUCACCUUCCCCAGCCUGAGGAAGAGCCAUGCACCUGCCCCCACUGAGUCACCUGAGGGUGCCUGAGGAGUCCCUAGAUCUGCUUCCGUCCCCACGAUGAUGACGACCAUGACGGCCUGGCUCUGCCUCCUCUGACCCCAGCCCCACCUCCUCCCCCUCCCCUAUUGGGAAGCAGGAUGCGGUUGGUUCUGGGGUGCAGUGGCCAAGUGGAAUGGCUGGGUUCUCUCCUCACCAAGUGCGUUUCUUUGCCAUGUGGCCCCUGAAGGUGCCUUUCUUUCCUCACCAAGUGCCUUUUUUUGCCAUGUGGGAGCCCAGACACCUGGAUUUUCUGGGAGGGUAGUGGGGGAUGGGGGGUGAGAGCCCAGACUCCUGGGUUCUCUCCCCGCCAAGUGUCUUUGUGCCCCCUUCACCUUGUUACCUUCAGGGAAUAAGCUAAUGACCCUUAAUGGAUCCUCUCUCCUCCAGAGGAGGCCAACUGCCCCCCUGUCCACCCCUCAGUGUUGUGCCCAGCUCUGAGGAAGAACCCAGACCCCAUAUUGCCCCAUAACCCCUUGCCCCAGCUUGAUUUAACCUUCGCUUGUCCGUCUGGGAAUAAACCUAAGGUUACAAA